Messenger RNA from Fimicolochytrium jonesii, 330 nucleotides. RefSeq lists its product as uncharacterized. The record is from RefSeq and is a predicted model, not a curated record. NCBI's taxonomy places the organism in Eukaryota, Fungi, Chytridiomycota, Chytridiomycetes, Spizellomycetales, Powellomycetaceae. The transcript has 3 exons. Bases 1 to 330 code for a protein of 109 amino acids.
AUGUCAACCGACUCGAAGUCGAAGAAGAAGAAGAAGAAGGCGUAUGGAAGUUGGAUGAUCCUCUUCCCCUUCAUGUUCGGCCUCGUGGGCCUUUGGGCCUACAUCGUCUUCCUACGAAGCAAGUUCGGGAUGGUAUUACUUUUGGGCUUUGUGGACAUCGAGUUGUUUGCAGGGGUGAGCAGUGUGGCCGUUGUUAGGAUGUUGUUGGCAAGUGUCUAUAACGCGGGCCUGUUUGCAAUGGCGACGUGGAUUCCGUUGGGGUGGGCUUUGGUGCAGAUUAUCAUGGUGCUGAUUUUGUCGGAUGCAGAUAUUACGUUGAAUAAUCUAUAG